UCUCAGACGUUCCUUGGCUGAAAAAGAGGUAUCCCUCCGCUGGGGUCGUCACCCCCGGGGUGCGCGCAAGUGUUUAUCCCCCACAGGGUCAGCGAAGCCGCUGGCGGCGGCGGCGGCCUCCCCGUUGGCGGUUUCGCCCCGAUUUAGAGACUCCCCCCCCCCUCCUUGCUUCCCGUACGUUCUCGGGUAGUGUAAGACCCGCCGACUUCCAGCACGGAGGAGCUUGCCCGUCUCCUUUAAGAGGGGAGGCUGGGCUUCCCGUGACCUCUCCGUGCGCCCGCCCCUUCCUGGUUGCCAUAGCGAUUGGCCGCUGGCGUCCUAAAAUGGCGUCGCUCCUCACAGACACUUUGUUUGAGGCGCGAGGGCAGGCCCCGGCGCCCAGCAAAGACUUCUACCAGCUCCUUGUCACCAAAACGGAGGUAAUUUUCAGGUGGUGGAAAAUUUCUCUUCGGAGUGAAUUUCGCGAAGCAAGACCUGGAGAACUUAGAGAAACUCAUGACGACUUCCUGGAUGACCCUUCUCUCCAAAUUCAAAUAGCCAUCGUGUUUGGAGCAGAUACUCUGGAUCAUAUCUUCAACAUGUGCCGGGGGAAUUAUGAUUUCCUAGUGCGACUUCCUGAUCCAUUGCUUUUGUACAUCAUGUCCUAUUUGGAUCUUGAAGAUAUUGCCAGACUUUCUCAAGUAUCUCACAGAUUUGAAACGUUAUGCAACUCUGAUAAACUAUGGGAAAUGAUUGUACAAAAUUUAUCGGGCAAAAUUACCACAGAAAUGAGGUCCCUGGCACAAGAGGUGGGCUGGAAGCAGUUCUUCUUCACUAACAAGAUUCAACUGCAGCUCCAACUCAGAAGAAGAAGACAGAUGAAAACUGAAUCAUCAGAUAGCCUGUCAGAUUAAAGGAGUGCUUUUCCUAGCUGGUGGUAACAACUCUAA
Molecule: messenger RNA, 929 nt
Organism: Lacerta agilis (Sand lizard)
Lineage: Eukaryota; Metazoa; Chordata; Lepidosauria; Squamata; Lacertidae
Gene: FBXO36
Product: F-box protein 36
Exons: 4
Coding region: 324-893 (189 amino acids)
Biological process (GO): SCF-dependent proteasomal ubiquitin-dependent protein catabolic process
Cellular component (GO): SCF ubiquitin ligase complex
Molecular function (GO): protein binding
Source: RefSeq, a predicted model, not a curated record